This is a messenger RNA of Xenopus laevis (African clawed frog), 7672 nucleotides long. It is a transcript of the gene clasp1.L, whose product is annotated as cytoplasmic linker associated protein 1 L homeolog. Bases 464 to 5068 code for a protein of 1534 amino acids. Lineage: Eukaryota; Metazoa; Chordata; Amphibia; Anura; Pipidae. Gene Ontology annotation, molecular function: kinetochore binding; microtubule binding. The record is from RefSeq and is a predicted model, not a curated record. The transcript has 42 exons. Gene Ontology annotation, cellular component: mitotic spindle; spindle; cytoplasmic microtubule. Gene Ontology annotation, biological process: mitotic spindle assembly; establishment of cell polarity; establishment of mitotic spindle localization.
GGGGUUGGCGAGUUUGCGCAGUGGUGCUUCUUUUGAGCAGAAAGAGCAGCCGGGGCGGGGAGUCGGAGCCAGACGGGAGAAACAGGAGCGAUGCACCGGGGCCUGGAGCGGCGGAACAGCCGGCAGCCUUAGUGUAAGAAGCGGCAUUACCGGUACCCACACGGCACAGCUUUCCCCAGGGCGUCCUGCAGAACUAUGUACCUCUGGACCGGCGACUUAACAUUACAGUGCCUCUUGCCCUGCUUGCUGCACGUUUAAAUCAGCCUUUUUAUAUCCGAGCAGCUGCUCUGCAGACACAUGCUGGAUUGUUCUCAUUCCCAGGAUUGCAUCUUUGAAGGCCGAACCCUCUUCAGCUUUUUGGCAACAAGAGAAGACCACGUUGGUGCAUUCACUUGAAAGAUUGGUGACCUUCUGCCCUCUACAUUGCCUCCUUUCCUAGUCGGUGCUGGCCCACUCCCUAGCUAUGGAACAGGGAAUGGACUACUGGCUGGGGCAGAUACAGCAGAAAGAUGUGGGCAAGAGGCUCCAGGUUGGACCCGACUUGAUAGAAUACUUGUUGGAUAGACAGAAGUCCAUAGACCUGGAACAGGACCAGACUCUGCUCGACAGAAUGGUCGAUGGACUUGCCACUUCCUGGGUGAAUUCUAGUAAUUAUAAGGUGGCCCUGCUGGGCAUGGAUAUUCUGUCCGAACUUGUUUCCCGGCUGCAGGAUCGAUUCAGAACACAGCUUGGCACAGUGUUACCAAGUUUGAUGGACCGAUUAGGGGAUGCCAAGGACUCUGUACGAGAGCAAGACCAGAGCCUCCUGAUAAAGAUAAUGGAACAGGCCUCCAACCCACAGUAUGUGUGGGAACGGAUGUUUUCGGGAUUCAAACAUAAGAAUUUCCGUACGCGGGAAGGAGUCUGCCUCUGCCUUAUUGCCACCCUCAAUGUGUAUGGAGCCAACAGUCUGACACUUAGUAAGAUUGUACCGCAUAUAUGUAACCUUCUGGGGGAUCCUAAUAGCCAGGUCCGAGAUGCUGCAAUAAAUUGCCUCGUAGAGAUCUACAGACAUGUAGGGGAACGCGUCCGAGCUGAUCUCAGUAAGAAAGGGCUGCCACAAUCACGACUGAAUGUAAUUUUCACCAAAUUCGAUGAGGUACAGAAAUCGGGAACCAUGAUCCUCUCCGCAUCCGAUAAAAACUUUGAUGAUGAAGAUUCUGUUGAUGGCAACCGACCCUCAUCGGCCAGUUCUUCUGCCUCUUCUAAAGCCCCUCAAACCGCCCGCAGAGGGGUGAGCUUAGGGACUGCCCGCAGGCCAGGACCCUCUAGUGCUGCAGCCAAGACAGGAGGAACUGCCAAAGAAGGCGCGGGAGCCUUGGAUGAGGAGGAUUUUAUUCGAGCAUUUGAAGAUGUUCCGAAUGUCCAGAUAUAUUCAAGCAGAGACCUGGAGGAGUCCUUGAACAAGAUCCGAGAAAUCCUCUCUGAUGACAAACAUGACUGGGAGCAGCGGAUCACUGCUCUGAAGAAGAUCCGAUCUUUGCUUUUGGCGGGGGCGGCAGAAUAUGAUAAUUUCUUCCAGCAGCUCCGUCUGCUUGAUGGAGCCUUUAAACUCUCUGCCAAGGACUUGCGUUCUCAGGUUGUACGGGAGGCUUGUAUCACUCUGGGACACUUAUCCUCAGUUCUGGGGAAUAAAUUUGACCAUGGUGCAGAAGCAAUCAUGCCAACGGUCUUCAAUCUGGUCCCCAACAGUGCCAAAAUCAUGGCCACCUCUGGCAUUGUAGCCAUCCGGCUAAUCAUACGUCAUACACACGUCCCAAGGUUGAUCCCCAUCAUCACCAGUAACUGCACCUCCAAGUCUGUCGCUGUCAGAAGACGCUGCUACGAUUUUUUGGAUCUGCUUCUCCAAGAAUGGCAAACUCACUCACUCGAAAGGCACGUAUCUGUGUUAGCAGAGACCAUCAAAAAGGGGAUUCAUGAUGCGGAUUCAGAAGCAAAGAUCGUCGCAAGAAAGUGCUACUGGGGGUUCCACAGUCAUUUCAGUAAGGAGGCAGAGCACUUGUUCCAUACACUGGAGUCUUCCUACCAGAAAGCCCUGCAGUCUCAUCUGAAGAACUCUGACAGUAUCGUCUCUUUGCCCCAGUCUGACCGAUCCUCCUCCAGUUCCCAGGAGAGCCUCAACCGACCACUUUCGACUAAAAGAAGCCCCACAGGCAGCACUGUGUCUAGAGCAUCGUCAGCUACUUCCAAAUCCACCCCCGGGUCCCUGCAGCGCUCUCGUAGUGACAUUGAUGUGAACGCAGCGGCCACUUCUAAAUCUAAGGCAGCAUCAGGAGCCUCCACUGCUCCAUUCAUUUCUGUUGCCGCACUGCCACCUGGAUCCUAUGCGUCACUGGAUGGUACCACAUCUAAAUCGGAUGGCCGUAUUCGCACUAGAAGGCAGAGUUCCGGCAGCACCACCAGCACGGCCUCUACCCCAGCAGACACCCGUGGACGCAGCCGAGCCAAAGUCGUGUCACAGUCACAGCGAUCCAGAUCGGCAAAUCCUGCCAGUGCUGGAAGCCGGUCCAACUCGCCAGGAAAGCUCCUGGGGAGUAGCUAUGGUGGGAUAGCGACUGGCCCACAGAGGGUCCCCCAGAUGCCCUCCUCUGAAAAGAGAAGCAGGAUCCCCCGGAGCCAGGGGUGCAGCAGGGAGACCAGCCCAAGCAGGAUUGGCUUAGCAAGGAGCAGCCGUAUCCCCCGACCCAGCAUGAGUCAGGGGUGCAGCCGCGAUACCAGCCGGGAAAGCAGCCGCGAUACCAGUCCUGCCCGGGGCUUUGCUCCUCUGGCCUCUCGACGUCAUUCCAGGUCCACUAGCGCCCUCUCCACCUCCGACUCUGUGGGGCAGUCAGAUCGUUUUGGGAUCAGCCAACAAGGAAGAAUCCCUUCGGCAAUGCGUGUCCUGAGUUCCAGCACAGAUCUGGAGGCAGCUGUUGCAGAUGCUCUGUUGCUGGGAGAUUCCAGGAAUAAGAAGAAGCCAGUUCGGAGGCGUUAUGAGCCAUACGGCAUGUACUCUGAUGAUGAUGCCAAUAGUGACGCAUCAAGCGCUUGCUCAGAGAGGUCCUACAGCUCCAAGAAUGGUGGGAUCCCUCACUACCUGCGCCAGACAGAAGAUGUGGCUGAGGUGCUGAAUCAUUGCGCCAGCUCCAACUGGUCUGAGAGAAAGGAAGGGCUCCUUGGACUGCAGAACCUGCUCAAGAGCCAGAGGACGCUGAGCCGAGUGGAACUGAAAAGGCUCUGCGAGAUCUUCACCCGGAUGUUUGCGGAUCCUCACAGCAAGAGAGUGUUCAGCAUGUUCCUGGAGACCCUUGUGGACUUUGUCAUUAUUCACAAAGAUGACCUGCAGGACUGGCUCUUUAUCCUCCUGACCCAGCUGCUGAAGAAAAUGGGUGCCGACCUGCUGGGCUCUGUCCAAGCCAAAGUGCAGAAGGCACUGGAUGUGACAAGGGAUUCUUUCCCCUUUGACCAGCAGUUUAACAUCCUGAUGAGAUUCAUAGUGGAUCAGACCCAGACUCCCAACCUCAAGGUGAAAGUUGCCAUACUGAAGUACAUUGAGUCAUUGGCCCGGCAGAUGGACCCAACAGACUUUGUCAACUCCAGUGAGACACGUCUGGCUGUGUCCAGAAUCAUCACUUGGACAACUGAGCCAAAGAGUUCUGAUGUCAGGAAGGCGGCGCAGAUUGUCUUAAUCUCUCUGUUUGAGCUGAACACCCCAGAGUUCACCAUGUUGCUGGGAGCCCUACCCAAAACCUUCCAAGAUGGAGCCACAAAACUCCUGCACAACCACCUCAAGAACUCAAGUAACAGUAGCAUGGGAUCCCCAAGCAACACCAUUGGCCGAACUCCUUCCAGACACUCCAGCAGCCGAGCCAGUCCACUAACAUCGCCCACCAACUGUUCCCAUGGCGGCCUCUCUCCCAGCAUGCUGGAUUAUGACACUGAAAACCUGAACUCUGAUGAAAUCUACAGCUCCCUCCGAGGGGUGACAGAGGCCAUCGAGAAGUUCAGCUUCCGCAGCCAAGUGGAUCUCAAUGAGCCUGUGAGACGGGACAGCAAAAAGGAAAGCGAGCUGGGGUCCUGUGAUGUUGGUAUCGCUUCUCCAGCCAGCGAUCUCCGUGGGGGCACAGACAUGGUGGAAGGAGGUAGAAUGGCACUUGAUAACAAGACUUCCCUGCUGAAUACGCAGCCGCCACGGGCAUUCACAGGGCCCCGUGGGCGGGAAUACAACCCUUAUGCCUAUUCCGACUCUAUUAACAGCUACGAUAAGACAGCGCUAAAGGAAGCCGUGUUUGAUGAUGACAUGGAUCAGCUGCGUGAUGUGUCCAUAGACCACUCAGACCUCGUGGCCGACCUCCUCAAAGAGCUGUCCAAUCACAACGAGCGGGUUGAGGAGAGGAAAGGGGCCCUUUGUGAGCUGCUGAAGAUCACGAGAGAAGACAACCUGGCUGUUUGGGAGGAACAUUUCAAGACAAUUCUGCUCCUCCUGCUGGAAACUCUGGGUGACAAAGAUCAUGCAAUUCGCGCCUUAGCAUUGAGGGUACUAAGAGAAAUCCUGCGUAACCAACCGGCCCGGUUUAAGAAUUAUGCUGAGCUGACCAUAAUGAAGACACUGGAAGCCCAUAAGGACUCUCAUAAAGAGGUCGUCCGAGCUGCAGAAGAAGCAGCAUCAACUCUGGCCGGGUCCAUCCACCCCGAGCAGUGCAUCAAAGUUCUGUGCCCCAUCAUCCAGACAGCUGACUACCCCAUCAACCUCGCUGCCAUCAAAAUGCAAGCAAAGGUCAUUGAGAGGAUUUCCAAGGAGUCCCUGCACCAGAUCCUCCCGGAUAUCAUUCCAGGCUUGUUACAGGGCUAUGAUAAUACAGAGAGCAGCGUUCGCAAGGCAAGUGUCUUCUGCCUGGUAGCCAUCUAUUCUGUGAUUGGAGAAGAGCUGAAACCAUACCUGGCGCAACUGACUGGCAGUAAGAUGAAGCUGCUGAACCUGUAUAUAAAAAGAGCGCAGACAACAAACAGUAACAGCAGCUCCUCGUCGGACGUCUCCACGCACAGUUAGAGAUGGUGCUGACGGCAGAAUUGCUUUUCAAGAUGGGUGGAGAGGAGGGAGCACCUGCACCUCCCGUGUGCACUGGUUUUGCUCAGCGGUUCACCAUCGCAUACCUUUAACACUAAGAAAAUUCACAUCUUUAACGCUGGAGAGGCAUAGUGAUUGUGGGUGCCCAAGGUUGAACUGCUCACUCUGGGGUCUUCUGAUUAAGGGCCCGGCAAGCUUUAGGGUAACUCCGUGCUCAGCAGUGCCUCCAUCUUUCCUCUCCACAGCUCAGCCUCCUCAUAUCUCAUGCAAUCAGUAUUUCAUUUUAAACGUUUGAAUUUUCUUUUCUUUUUUGGAUGGGGGAGGGGGGAUUGAAUGUAAAAGGGGGCGCAGAUUUUGCCUUGGCCCCUGUGAGGCAAAGAUGAAAAGCAGAAAAAUGUGGCAUGGUGACCCGCAGGGGCUAUGAUUGGCAUCACAGGCAGUCUAUGUUUUGCACGCUGCAUCCAUUUGUUUUGCGGUUUUAUGUUGUAAAUAUUAAGAGAAAUUAUUUUACAGCUCCCGGCAACCCCAUUGGAUUUCUUUUAGGGCCAGAUUAUUCAGUAUUUGUCUCUGGCCAAUCAAAUCACUCUGUGCGUUUUUGAUUGAUUUCUCAGCUGGGGUUAAAUUGUUCUCAGUGGAACAAUUCACAAAUGGACCUGAUGUUGGGGGUUGGCAGUACUGUGAAGCGGGAUAUGGUUAAUGUUCCUCUGCUACAUGGCGCCACAUCCGCGCCGCCAUUUUUAAAUUCUGUAAAUGUAUUUAUUUGGCAUUGUUGCUUUUAACCUGUCCCAGUGACCUGAACUCUCCUUUGCCUCCCUGCUGGGCACUGUGGCCACUACGUCUGCCCUCUCACACACUCCCCUCUGUCCCCCCCAGGGAAACAAUUAUGAGUGAACCCUUGUUAUGGCUUGUGCAGUUUCUGUGCCAGAAGCGGAGGGUGGCAGACUGACAUCACCAACCCACGGGGCAUUUUGCAGCCAAUAAAUAACUAUGAAAAAACAGCAAUCGUUUUUUGCUCUUUGUUCUCUGAGCAAAUACACCAUAUGCUGUCUUUAAUGAAACCACUCCCAGGAGCCCCAUGUACUCCUUGGUGCCUCGUUUCUGCCUGCCCUUUUCCCAUUGGUUAAUAGCAUGAAAUAACAUCCUAUAGGAAUGAAAUGACAGGAUUUUAUAUGAUUUUAUAAUAGUAGGAAGCAAAUUCACCCAUCACUGAGCAGAUCUGCAGCCACUUCCCCUCAAUGGCCCAUUCUGACUUCUAGAAACCAAUGUCGGACUCAAUAUUCUUAUCAGGUCACCACUGAGCAGAUUAUCCAGCGUCCCAGCAAAAACUGCCCCCCCAUCCCACUAUUUUUAGUAUUCCAAAUGUUGGGUCCGGUACUGAAUCCUAGAACUUUUCCCAUCAAAACUCUAUGAUCCAGGCCCCAGUGGUUAUUCUGCAGGUCAGGAAGCAAUUGUAUCAGAAAUAAAUUGGUAUGAUCAGCUCCCCCCCACCCAGCUAUAUAAGCCUUUGCGACCCCCGGUAGCAUAUGGAUUUCAUUGGACUCAUUAUGUGCUUCAGUAAUCGUCUCUGCAAACAGGAGAGGGACCCAUAGUUUGUUCGUAUUGGCUGCCCUUGGACUUCUACCCAACCCCCAUAAUUUAUCAUAGCUUUAUGGACUCUGAGAGGGAAAUCCUUAUUCUUUAACUGGGACAUUUAUUUCCUUCAUUCAAACCCUAUGCCCCCCCCCAAGGCUCUGAUAGUGACAAAGUGGCACCGGCUCCCUCCAGCUGAUAAAAGCUCAAGUGCACUGGGUUAGAGCUGAUUGGUGUUCAGCAAGCCACGCCCAGUCUAUAUGGCUGAAAGAGACUGUACUUCUCUUCCUGAAGGGCUCUCUAGUCUCUCUACAGUCUCGCUGCUCUCUAUGGUCUAAUGAACAAAUUGAUACAGACUCCUUGAUAAUCGGCAAAGAGAAAUUUGUUUCUGCUGAUGGAAAAAUAUAUUCUACAUUAACAGAAGGGAACAUGUUCACUAUCCUCCCCUGCAGUCUCCAUGCAGUGUACCUGGGACAGGGCACCCUAUGGAAGGCACACCUCACCCCUCUCAUGUACUGUAGUAACUAAAUAUUGCAGUACUAUGAAAGCAUGAGGAUCUCUCCUCAACAUGUGUGUUGGUUGCUUGGAGUCAGGAUGAGAGCCUUGUUUAUACUGGCUACUAACAACUGCUUGACAGACAUGUUUAUUUGCAGCCGAAUUCUCUUCCAUUGGUUCAUCACUGCUGGCCAAUAGGCAGCCUGCAAUCUUUAAAAGCCAAGAUGGGGGGAGACUUGUAAAACAUUCAACUGAUGAAGUUCUGGAAAUAAAGGGUCAAUGUGUAGACUUUUUUUUUUUAAUCCCCCGUCUUUUCUUUUUGCUUUUUUCAUGCUUCAUAUCUCGCUGUAUUUAUAUCCUGAUUGACUUUUCCGUGUAUCAUGGCAAUUGUACAGACUUUCCUUUCAGUUAGUUUUGUUGCGUUAACCUGUAUGUGAUAGAAUUUGCUAAAGAAAAUUAAUUGAAAAAUGAGAAAAAAACGACCCUGAGUUUUGCUUUAGAAUAAAUUAAAUUUAUGUUUAA